UUGGAUAUAGGUUAUAACCCAAAAUUAUCGGGUAUCCUACUAAAACUCAGGGACAUGCAAAUACCAUAAAAUAAUUAAUCACAUUCCGAACCAAACUCUGAUUUCUCCACUAAUAAUGGGCGAAGAGUAAUUUUGUACUCCUACUAAUACAAUUUUCCCCUAUUUUCUCUCCCUUCUUCACCCUCUUAUCUCGCUUGCUAGAGAGAAAAUUAAACUCUUAAAAUUUUAGUUUAUACAGUUUGAGCAAUUAUUUUCCAUUCCCAUCAAUGGAGAGUAACACUGUGCAACAAGGGAAGAUUUUUGUUGGUGGAAUAUCACUGGAGACAACUGAAGAGGAACUUACAAAGCACUUUUGUCGUUAUGGAGAAGUGGUAAAGUCACAAAUAAUCAAAUUUAGGGAGACAGGUUUUGGAAAAGGCUUUGGUUUUGUUACCUUUGCUGAUUCUUCUGUUCUUGAUCAACUUCUUCAAGACCAACAUAUCAUUCUUGGAAGAACGGUUGAUGUUAAAUUGGCAAUACCCAAAGGUGAAAGCCGCCAAUGCCAACGUUGUUCUGAAUGCCAACAAUUCCAAAGACAGAAUAGUGAAACUAGCAGAAUUAGCCACACGAGGAAGAUUUUUGUUGGUGGAUUGCCUGCUUGUUUAUCAGAGGAAGAAUUCAAAAAAUAUUUUGAGAGUUAUGGAAGAAUUGAAGAUGCAAAAAUUAUCCAUGAUAGAGGAACCAAUACGCCUAGGGGAUUUGGGUUUGUCACCUAUGAAUCAGAGGAAGCUGUAACAAAUGUGUUGCAAAACAGAUAUUACUUGUUGAAUAAUAAACGUGUUGAGGUUAAGAGAACAGAGCCAAGGGAAAGGAGAGUUAUGGAUACUUGUAAUUACAAUUUUUACCCUACAUACUCAGGCUAUGAAUUGUGGCCAAUUUAUGAUUCUUAUGGGAUUUACGCCCCUCAUUAUUGGUCCAAUCAUACUACGGGUACAAAUGUACCGGUCCCGCAGCCUAUACUGGUACCGGUACCAGUGCCGUAUUUUACGCCUAGACAUCCAGUCAACUGCUACGGCUCAAUGCAUAAUCAAGUGGCUAAUGAGAGGGUUUCUGGCGAGGUUUCAUCAAAUUCUGCUCAAAACUCAUGUGAUAGUGAUUAUUGGGGGUCUCACAACUCUGUUUCUCAUGAAGGGAAUGACCAAAAUCACAACAAUAUUGAGGUUCAACUUGUUGGAAACGAUUCAUCUCGAGAUCCUGAGAGUACAAAGCCACUGGAAAUAGAAGCAGACAAUGGUGAAAAAGACAAAAGUGUGAAAGAUUCACAGGUCAAUACCAAAGCAGAAAAUGGUGAAAAAGAUCAUAGUGUGAAAAAUUCACAGGUCAAUUACCUUGCAGACAAUGGUGAAAAAGACCAAUGUGUGAAAACUUCCCAGGUCAAUACAGAAGCAAAAAAUGGUGAAAAAGACCACAGCGAGAAAAUCUCCCAGGUCAAUGCUGAACAUGACACCUCAGAGGAAAUCAAUGGAGUUUCAAGGUGUAUUUGACCUAGUAAUUUACUUUAUAUAUGAUGCUGUACGUAACUUGCUGAACUUGACCAACUUUGGUCAUACAAAGACAACAUUUGGUAGAACUAAGAAAACUUGUUUGUGGUUAGUUUUAUCAAUUAGCCACAUUCACAUUUUUCUUCCAUUGCGUUCCAUUUUUAUCAUGUGACAGUUUCUUUCUCAUAUAGCAUAUGUAAUGUCAGUUUUGCUCCAAUUUAUGUUAGCUGCUCAAGUUUUAUUGGGUGGACUAUUAUUAAUAAUAACGAGUCACAA
This is a messenger RNA of Lycium ferocissimum, 1796 nucleotides long. Its product is annotated as RNA-binding protein 1-like. The transcript has 4 exons. Gene Ontology annotation, molecular function: RNA binding. Bases 267 to 1523 code for a protein of 418 amino acids. NCBI's taxonomy places the organism in Eukaryota, Viridiplantae, Streptophyta, Magnoliopsida, Solanales, Solanaceae. The record is from RefSeq and is a predicted model, not a curated record.